UUUGGUUAAGCUUAAAUCAUUAACAGGGAUUUAAAAAAAAAUUGUAGCUUUUGUAAUUUCGAACAGUUCCACCAGAGUAAAAUGAAAUAAAAUGAAAUGGAACAGGAAUGUUAACCUCUUUGACGUAUACAGGUUGUCGGCGAAGAUAUUCUAAUCAAUAUUGUUGAUCUAAUUCAAUACAAAAUGUUACGAAUAAUACUUUUUAUAUUGAUAUGUAGUUUUGUUGGUAUUCAUUCUGCCAAUCUGGAAACAGUGAGUGAUGAAGAACUCAUAAAUCUCAUAAAAACUGAGAAAUAUGUAGUGGUGCUUUUCACAAACAAAGAUUGUACAACAUGUGAAAACUAUGAGAAUGAGAUGAUCCACUUGAGAGAAGAUUUGGUAAAUUCCUUAUCCGCUUGGGUUGUGAAAACUGUUGAUAGUCAAUUACUUCGUCUUUACAGUACUGAUAAAGAACCAGCACUUGUGUUCUUUAGACAUGGAAUGCCUUUACUUUACGAUGGACCUUUGAAUGCUGAAGAAAUUUUAACUAUGUUCAUUGAAAAUAAAGAACCUACAGUGAAGGAACUAACAGAUGAUACAUUUGAACAUCUAACACAGGCAAGUAGUGGAGCUACAACCGGGGAUUGGUUUGUUAUGUUUUAUAGUACAGACUGUGUGGAAUGCGUUAGAAUGAUUGCAAGGUGGGAGGCUGUAGGUGCAAAACUAAAGCAAAGGGUUAAUGUAGCACGUAUCGAUAAGUAUACAACUGGAGCAUCUACAGCAAGAAGAUUCAAUGUUUAUGAAGCUCCUGAAUUUAUAUUCUUUAGACAUGGUAAAAUGUAUCGUUAUCAGAUUUCAAAAUACGACAUUAACUCUUUUAUAUCAUUUGCAAAAGAAUGGUACAGAAAUGCACGUGCUGAGCCUGUUCCUGUACCACAAAGCCCAUUUGACGAUCUCGUACAAAUGAUUGCAAAUUUCCUUCGUGAAAAUCCGUGGAUAAUGAAACUUGGCAGCAUAACGAUAGGUGUAUUUAUUAUAAUUUCUGUAGCCUCUAAAUUCAGACGUAAAACCGAGAUGGCACAAAAGAAGGACUAAUCAUUUUGUCUAACCAGAGACACAUAUUAUGGGUACUAUAUCAAUUAUCAUUUGUUAUUUUAUAUAAAGCACAGAACAUAUACGAGAUGAAUAGAGUUUUUUCUAUUAAAGUCAAACUCUUGUUCUUAUAUUUUUAAUAAGUCACAUAAGUUUCCAUUUUCGUAAUUUUGUAUAUUUGAUCAGUACCCAUAAUAUAGAUGUUUUAAAGAGAUAUAAAUACGUAUAUAUUUUAUUUCUAACAAUUGCGGUUUUUAUUUCGUAUAAAAUAUGUAAUAGUCACUGCGUCUAAAUCUUUUUUUAACACAAGUGUUUUCUACAUUUUACAAUAAAUAUUUUUAAAUUAAAAUUUCUCGAAAAACACGCAUGGUAAAAUAUUUCCUAGAUGUGAUAUGCUUUUCCCGAAAAAAAUCAUCUGAAUUAAUAUAACAAAGUAUUUUAUAUUUACAUAUACCUAUUUAAAAAAUUAAAUAAAAACGGAUUGAAAGUAAUAUAUUUAUUUGGGUAAACGUUGUACUUUAACUUAUUUGUGAUAAAUAAAUGUUUUUGUUUGAA
Frieseomelitta varia is the source of this 1626-nucleotide messenger RNA. RefSeq names its product thioredoxin domain-containing protein. The coding region runs from base 184 to 1074 and encodes 296 amino acids. Lineage: Eukaryota; Metazoa; Arthropoda; Insecta; Hymenoptera; Apidae. The transcript has 6 exons. The record is from RefSeq and is a predicted model, not a curated record.